AUGGAGACCGAGUGGGCGUUCUUGCAGCCGUGGCGGGAGUCGCUCUGCUCCGUCCUGCAGCUACCGGCGUCUGCACAUGACACAGGCGAGUUCCUCGCAGCCUUCGAGUGCUGGCCCGACGAGUGGGGAGACGAAUCCGCCCUUCGUAACUGCGGACAAGUGCUUCCUGCGCGGGCAGAGAAACCCCGCAGCGGGUGCGAGAAGCCAUUGAGCUCUUCGACUUCCUCGCGGCGGUGGACAACGUGGCCUUCGAGUCGCUCCUGUCUGAGUACUUUUAUCCACUGGAACCCGCCCCAGCAGGGCACCAAGGGCCGACCCCACGUGUUCUGGCCCACGUGGGAGUGCCAACUCGACGGCAAGCUGUCAAGCGAAGACGCAGUCACCACCACGUCUGCAGUUACAUGGGGGCAGCUCUUUGGCUGCCCUCUUGACCCGUGGAAGCACUCGAAGGAGUUCCGCGCAGCUAUGAACAAGCUGGAGAAAAUAAAGUUCAAGAAGGGCGGCAAGCAGCACAACAAGGCUGCGAGUAUUUCCUGGCAGGUGUUUGGUGAAUUCCUGUUCAUUUUCCAAGAACCUGUCAACCAGGGGCGCGCAAUUCGAGCUGCACCCUUGUCACAUGCCAGAGUGAAUGCUGGCUUUCUGCUGGGCACACUGGUGUGCGGUCGACCAAUGUUUCUUCCCGCUGGAAACUCGCGGUCAGCGCUUGAGCGAUCAGGAACGUGCACUCGUUGGGACCUUCAGCUCAGCGGUAUUUCCGGGAAAGGGUUUGGAGCGAUGCUAUCAGCUUUUAGUGAUCGAUACGCUGCUGAUGACGGCAUUCGUAAUGAUCCCGUAUAUUGGGCGUGGCUCACGUACGCGUUCUGGAGCAAGGCAUCGCAAUCUUCAGUUCAGACGCUGGAAAUCUCGCAAAUAAAUCUGACGGAAGAGCACGUGAAUACCAUCAAGCACGUAUUGACAAUAAUUUAUCCAGGGCCAAAAGCGGCUACUGGUUCUGCUCGAUCUAGAUUCGGAUAUGUCGACAUGAAGAAGGGAACCAGAGUAAGGCCCACUGGGGAACGCAACCGGGUUUUGGAGUUGUCUCAAGAUCGCUGUUGUCGCGCUUUCUACGAUGAAUCAAGCUUGGACAAUGUAGCAAAUGCUGUCAUUCCAGGCUUUGAGAUUUGCAAGGUGAAGCUGCUCAAUGGCAUGACCAAGUUCGUGGGAGAUACGUUGACGUCAAGAAAAUUUGGUCCGACAAUGAGUGCCAGCGGAAUUCGAUCCCAGUUUGACACUCACCGACGUUGA
Phytophthora sojae is the source of this 1284-nucleotide messenger RNA. RefSeq lists its product as hypothetical. The record is from RefSeq and is a predicted model, not a curated record. Lineage: Eukaryota; Oomycota; Peronosporomycetes; Peronosporales; Peronosporaceae. The coding region runs from base 1 to 1284 and encodes 427 amino acids. The transcript has 4 exons.